UCCCACAGGUCGCGGCGGAGGCUGCGCCCCCUCCCCUGCCCGCUUCCUGGUCCUCGGGGUGUGAGGGCCGCGGCCUGGGACUCCAGACCCAGGGGCUGCGGGUGUCCUCGGCGGCCGCCGCAGCGUCCGCGGCGACGUCACGGUCCUCGCGGCCUCGCAGCCAGCGCUCGGGCCGGCCGCCGAAUGCCCGUGGACGCGCAUCUCCUCCCCGAGUUCCUGCUUCCCGGGCCAGCCAAAGCCGCAGGGAACAGCAUGGGCCCUUGCCUGCUGUGAGCGCCUCAAAGAAAGAGCAGAGGACAGGGCUGAAGAGGCACCUGGAUCAAGGAAUGAUAAAGAAUAUGGCUGUUGCCCCUAAAUUCUACAAGCAUGGCAAGAAGCUGGCUGGUGUAGCAGAAAGCCGCAAUGGACAGGAGAGCACUGUGCACAAGAGUGAGGCCAGGUCCCACAAAGUUCCACAGGAGCAGGGAAGUUCUCGGGGAACUCAUGCGCCUAGCCAGCAGAGAGAAUGGGCAAUUCUGCCCAAUGUUCCAGUGAAAUUGGAGCAGCAACCAACGAUUUCUUUUUCCCGGGCACCUCGUGAUCCAUCUGUCAGGUUCAAAAGAUUUUCAAGUGUGACCCUGCAACACAGUGCUACCCCUGGCCCUCUUCUUCUGCAGCCACAGGUCCCUAAUGCCACCAAGCAGGAUUCUGUUGUUGCUCUCUUAGAGUGGCAGAGGACGCUGGAGGCUGCAGAGGCCCUGUUGGCCCUGAAAAACUCUUCUAAGGAUCCUUGCGUUUCUGCCUCUCUGCAACAUCGUGGCAGCAUGCCAGGUGAUAAUGGAGAGAGAGGACCACAGUCUCCUAGUUCCCGCCUGCCACCAAAGCCUGCCAGCUCUGUCUCACUUUCUGGACAUCUGGAGUGCAUGUCCUACUUGACCUGA
Chionomys nivalis (European snow vole) is the source of this 920-nucleotide messenger RNA. Its product is annotated as doublesex- and mab-3-related transcription factor C1-like. NCBI's taxonomy places the organism in Eukaryota, Metazoa, Chordata, Mammalia, Rodentia, Cricetidae. Bases 327 to 920 code for a protein of 197 amino acids. The transcript has 7 exons. The record is from RefSeq and is a predicted model, not a curated record.